Chenopodium quinoa (quinoa) is the source of this 939-nucleotide messenger RNA. RefSeq lists its product as uncharacterized. NCBI's taxonomy places the organism in Eukaryota, Viridiplantae, Streptophyta, Magnoliopsida, Caryophyllales, Amaranthaceae. Bases 1 to 939 code for a protein of 312 amino acids. The record is from RefSeq and is a predicted model, not a curated record. The transcript has 3 exons.
AUGAAAGGUGAAAUAAAUGUUAUUAAGACUUUGAUUAUGAAUGAUACUCCAAGUGCCUACUACAUACAUUGUUUUGCUCAUCAACUUCAACUAACACUAGUUGUCGUUGCUAAAAAGAAUGAUAGUUGUGGUUGGCUUUUUGAGAUACUUGCAAAUUUAUUGAAUGUGGUUGGAGUUUCUUGCAAGAGAAGAGAAAUGAUUCGACAAGAUCAAGCUCAAGAAGUUGUUCGAGCAUUGGAUGUAGGGGGUAAUGUGAGUGGAUCGGGUUUAAAUCAAGAACUUGGUUUGAAAAGGCCCGGGGAUACUCAUUGGAGUUCUCAUUACAAGUCUCUUUCAAACAUCAUCCUCUUAUUUCCUACAAUUGUGAAGAAAGGAGCAAAAAUUGUAAAUGCCAUGGAACUUGUCACUUACACAAAAAUGGUGUUGCAAAAAAUGAGGGAGCAAGGAUGGGAUACUCUCUUAAACAAGGUAACUUCAUUUUGUGCUAAACAUGGUAUUGUUGUUGCCACUAUGGAUUCUCCUUAUGUUCCUCAAGGAAGAUCAAGAUGUUUUGUUGAAGAAGCAACAAAUCAACAUCAUUUUCGGGUUGGAAUUUUUUUAAGAGUGAUUGAUUUGCUUCUUCAAGAACUUGAUGAUCGAUUUAAUGAGAGGAAUAUGGAGAUACUAAUAUGUAUGGCUUGUUUAAGUCCUAAAGAUAACUUCUCAUCCUUUGAUAAAGAUAAGGUACUUAAACUUUCCUCUUUUUAUCCCGAAGAAUUUUCAAGCUUUGAUUUGAUGACUCUUAAAUGUCAACUUGAUAUAUUCAUGGAGAAUAUGCUAAAUGUUGAAAGAUUUCAAGCCAUGUUGUUGGUUUUCUGGGGAGCUGUGAUGCUGAGCUGCUGUGUUGCUAGGCUGGUUCUUGGUGGUGAUGCAGAUGUGUCUGUUUUCUAUGCAGACUGA